UUGUGUUUAGGGAGUGCUAUUUUGCAAAGAAUGAGGAGUAUUAGGGUUUCGAUUAGGUAGCCCGCCCUCUACGCCACGAAUAUUUAUUAUAUAAACGCUACCUGACUACCACACGCACAUACUCACGCAUUCAUAAUAAUCUGAUUCGUGAUCGAUCAAUGGCGGAGGAGAGGAGAUCGAGAGGGACGGUGGUGACUUUCAGUGAUCAGAAGGGGUACGGCUUCAUCAAGCCGGAGGAUGGCGGCGAGCAGCUGUUUGUGCAUCAGACGGCGAUAAAGACUGAAGGGUUUCGGACGCUGAACGAAGGUCAGGAGGUGGAGUUCGUGGUCAUUGAGAAGGGAGGGAGGUAUCAGGCGACUGAUGUCACUGGACCGGACGGUGCGCCGAUCGAGAGCGCACGCGGUGGUGGUAGGGGAUAUAGCCGCGGCGGCGGUGGCGGUGGUUACGGAUUCGGUGGUGGCGGUGGAGGCGACGGGUACAAACGGAGGAACGGGGAUGGGUAUCGUGGCGGUGGUGGAGGAGGGGAGUGUUUUACCUGUGGGAGGACUGGACAUUUGGCUAGGGAUUGUGAUCGGGCUGGUGGUGGAGGCGGAGGCGGCGGCGGUGGUGGUGGACAGUGCUACACCUGCGGCGGGUACGGUCAUAUGGCAAGGGAUUGCCCAAGUGGUGGCCGCGGUGGCGGCGGCGGCGGUGGAGGAAGUUGUUUCAACUGUGGCCAGCCGGGGCACUUGGCUAGGGACUGUAAUGGCGGCGGCGGCGGCGGCAGUUACGGCAGUUUUGGAGGCGGCGGAUCUAGAAAGUGCUAUGAAUGUGGGCAGCCGGGCCACUUUGCCAGGGAAUGCAACCAAAACAGUACCCAUACAUAAUCAUAUGUUCUUGGAUAAUGCUUCCCCCAUUCUUUUGAACAUGAUUUCCUCUCUAUUGUCUUUAGUUUUGCCAUUGAAAACAUUUUGAAGGCCAUCUUAUACAUGGGAUUUUUGUCUUUUUGGAAUCAUUGCUAUGGAGUAUAUGUUUGAUUUUGUAUUGCAAAGGGAAUUCUCUCUGGUGAUCUAAUUGCAAAUAUAUACAAAUGGUUGUUGGCAUA
Ipomoea nil (Japanese morning glory) is the source of this 1084-nucleotide messenger RNA. Its product is annotated as cold shock domain-containing protein 3-like. The coding region runs from base 159 to 866 and encodes 235 amino acids. The transcript has a single exon. The record is from RefSeq and is a predicted model, not a curated record. NCBI's taxonomy places the organism in Eukaryota, Viridiplantae, Streptophyta, Magnoliopsida, Solanales, Convolvulaceae. Gene Ontology annotation, molecular function: nucleic acid binding; zinc ion binding.